CAGGUAUCCAUGCAGUCUCCUGCGAUUUUUGAGAUCCACCAGGUUCAAAAUGUGGUUCUUUAUUAUCAUAGCAUGUUUAUUUCAAGGAACUUUCAGUUCAGAAGAGUUCAUUUCAGAAGAUCGUUUGGAGAAAUAUACAGCGGAUUCUGAGUACUUUUUAAAUAUUAGCGAACUUAUCAAUUAUCAUGGUUAUUCAAGUGAGGAGCAUCAUGUUGAGACCGAAGAUAAAUAUAUCCUUACAGUUUAUAGAAUACGUCCAAGAAAAUACAAUGAAGACAAAAGUCCAAAGCCUGUUGUGUUUUUGCAACAUGCUGUGCUUGGAGAUGCUACCCACUGGAUUUCAAACUCACCCAACAACAGCUUUGGUUUCAUAUUAGCAGACGCUGGCUAUGAUGUUUGGCUGGGAAACAGUAGAGGGAAUGCCUGGUCUUUACGUCACAAGACGCUUGAGCCAACUGAGCAAAAAUUCUGGGAGUUCAGUUUUCAUGAGAUGGGAUACUAUGACCUUCCAGCAGUAAUAUACUACAUACUGAAUGAAACGAGGCAAGAACAGCUUUAUUAUGUCGGUCAUUCUGAAGGUUCUACAAGUGGUUUCGUAGCAUUCUCUACUAGGCCCCAACUGGCUGAAAGAAUCAAAUUAUUUUUUGCCUUGGGACCUCCAACUGCAAUUCCCCAUCUGACAACACCUGUUGCAAAUUUUGCAUACAUUUCUAAAGGAGUGCUUGAAGUUAUACUUGGCACAAAACAAGUCCUACUGUUUCCAGCCAAUCUGAAAAAAUUAUUAGCUAAAUUAUGUACUUACCAGCCUAGAUUCUGUGCUAAUAUUUUGGCUUUUAUAUGUGGAUAUAAUAUCCCCAACAUGAACAUGGACCGACUAGCGAUGUAUGUAGCCCGUUCCCCUGCUGGAACAUCUUUACAGAACUUUCUUCACUGGUGCCAGAUGAUCUUGACAAAAGACUUCAUGGCAUAUGACUAUGGCUCCCAGGAAAAGAAUAUGCAGAAGUAUAAUCAGACAACUCCUCCUGUGUACAAGAUAGAAGAUAUAAAAAUACCAAUUGUAUUAUGGACUGGUGGAAAUGACUUAUUCAUUAAUUCAAAAGAUGUAGAUUUGUUACGCUCUAAAAUUAGUAAUCUCAUUUCUGAAAAUCAUAUUCCUGAAUGGCAACAUCUAGACUUCAUCUGGGGACUUGACGCCCCUGAGCGCAUGUAUGUGAAACUCAUUGAGACAAUGAAGAGAUAUGCAUAAUCCUAGAGUGGUUCCUGGAUCUUGACCAAUCAGCACAUAAAAGAAGACAUUAAUAUGAUAUAGUGUCUAUAACAUCACUACAUCGAGUUCUGAUGCAACUGAGCACAUGUACGUGCCUUUUACUAAGCUUGAUAUAUAUUUUUUUGGUAUUUGCUAUUUGCUAAACCAUCUAACUUUUCAUUCAUUCUUGCUCAAUGUUUUUAUUUUCAAACUAUCCAUUAUACCACUCCAUUGCUUUAAUGAAUGCAUGCAACUGAGGAUAUGUACAGUCCACAAAAUAUCCAUAAUCAUACCAAGGGCUAAUUUCUUGAUAUCAUUGGAUGCAUUCAAAUGGAGAUUACUGAAACAAUUCCACCAAAUUUUCUUCUUGAAAAUGGUUUGCUUUGUAAUUGGUAUAGGAAUGCUUUUGUAGCUUUGCUGGCAUUCAAUAAAUGUAUGGUCUGGGAACAGUACAUAUUUGGAUUGCUUCUUCUGUCUAAUUUCCCCACUCCUCUUCAUGACUCUUAUCUGGUGAACUGAAUUUAUUUCCCUGCUGGGUGACCUUGGGCUAAUUUCACAACUUUCUCAGCCCCACUUACCUCACUGUCUGUUGUUGGGAAGGAAGGAGUUUGUAAGCCACUUUGAGACUCCUUGCAGGAGAGAAAGGUGGGGUAUAAAUGCAAAAUCUUCUUUUAUCAUUGUAUUAUAUUAUAGUUCACAUGGAACAGCAGUAUGAUUUGAAAUCUGAGGUUUUCUUAGAAAUCUGAAUGUUUCAGGAUUGCAUUCUCUGUUGUUGAAAAAUAAAGCUAUGUAAGUGUAA
Sphaerodactylus townsendi is the source of this 2045-nucleotide messenger RNA. RefSeq names its product lysosomal acid lipase/cholesteryl ester hydrolase-like. The transcript is spliced from 10 exons. The record is from RefSeq and is a predicted model, not a curated record. Bases 50 to 1246 code for a protein of 398 amino acids. Gene Ontology annotation, biological process: lipid metabolic process. Gene Ontology annotation, molecular function: hydrolase activity, acting on ester bonds. NCBI's taxonomy places the organism in Eukaryota, Metazoa, Chordata, Lepidosauria, Squamata, Sphaerodactylidae.